UGGCUUUGCAAGAAAGAAAAGACUCGGAUCCAUCCAGCGCCUUCGCUUCGGCGGUGACCCAUCCGAUCCGACCCAAAAAAUCGAAACCCUAGCCCUCACAGCGCCGCCGUAAAUCUUAAACCCCCGGCUCGCCGUCGUCGGCGGCGGCGGCCAUGGCGUUCACCGGCAGGAUCAAGCAGCUCAUGAAGAAGUACGGCAAGGUGGCCGUCGGAGUCCACAUCUCCGUCUCCUGCGCCUCCUUCGCCGGUCUCUACGUCGCCAUCAGCAACAACGUCGACGUCGACGCCCUCUUCCGCAGGGUCGGCAUCUCCCCUGGCGUCGGGGUUGAGGCCCCGCCCGACUCCGCCCCCGCCCCCGCCGCCCACGACGAGGCCCGGCGCGACGCCGCCCUGCCGCCCAGACCCCACGAGGUCCCGCACGAAGCGGCGGAGCAGGAGCGGCCGCACAACCGGACGGCCGAGCUGGUGGCGUCUAGCGGCGGCGCGCUCGCCCUCGCCCUCAUUUGCAACAAGGCGCUGCUCCCCGUGAGGAUCCCCAUCACCAUUGCGCUCACGCCGCCCAUUGCCAGGGCCCUCAACCGCUGGAAGCUCGCCAAGACCUGAGCCGUGAGUCCACCGCUUCGAAUUCCUCUCUGCAACUCGAGUAUCAGAGUCAAAAUUUGAUGCGACCUUCACCCCUACUGUAGGAUAAUUUGUGUGAGAGGUUUAAUUUGCCAGAGGUUUUGUCGAAUAAUAGUGUGUUCUGGAUGCAAUUGAGAUUGGUAACUUUGCAGUGGAUGGGAUUGUGAAGCUGGAUUCUAUUUUGGAAGCAUGAAUUUGGAAAGGAGAAAUCAAUCGUCUUGGUUUGUUA
Phragmites australis (common reed) is the source of this 849-nucleotide messenger RNA. RefSeq lists its product as uncharacterized. The coding region runs from base 153 to 602 and encodes 149 amino acids. NCBI's taxonomy places the organism in Eukaryota, Viridiplantae, Streptophyta, Magnoliopsida, Poales, Poaceae. Gene Ontology annotation, cellular component: mitochondrion. The record is from RefSeq and is a predicted model, not a curated record. The transcript is spliced from 3 exons.